This is a messenger RNA of Achroia grisella, 1782 nucleotides long. RefSeq lists its product as uncharacterized. Gene Ontology annotation, biological process: DNA integration. The transcript has a single exon. Lineage: Eukaryota; Metazoa; Arthropoda; Insecta; Lepidoptera; Pyralidae. Bases 1 to 1782 code for a protein of 593 amino acids. Gene Ontology annotation, molecular function: nucleic acid binding. The record is from RefSeq and is a predicted model, not a curated record.
AUGUUGAAGCUGAAUUUUCGAUUAGAUCAAGAUAAAGUAAACCAAAUUAGGACAAAACGAGAAAUCUUGGGACUAGUAGCUUCCAUAUUUGAUCCAUGUGGUUUUGUAACACCGAUUGUUUUACCUAUGAAGUUGUAUCUACAAAAUCUCUGGAGUCAAAAAUAUGACUGGGACACUGAGUUAGCUGAAGAAGCUCUCGUAGAAUGGCAAACGGCCAGUGCAUGCUUGAAACUAAUUAGAUACAUUAGUGUUCCUCGUUUCGAAAUCGGAAAGGAAGAUUUUAAUACCUCCAUAAAGCACGAACUUCACGCAUUCGCAGACGCAUCGCUACAAACUUACGCGGCUACCGUGUACUUACGUAGCACUCACCAGAAUAAAAGCGAAAUUUCCUUCAUAAUAGGGAAAUCACGUUUAAUAAGCAAAAAGGAUCAGACUAACCUUCAUAUACCGAAGUUGGAAUUAUUGGGGGCUUUAAUCGGAAGCCGGCUCAUCAAAACUGUUCUUAAACACUCAAGACUUCCAAUCUCUAAAACUUACCUGUGGUCAGAUAGUCAGAUAGUCGUAAAUUGGUGUAACUCAGAAAAACUUUUGCUGCCAUUUGUGGCGAAACGCGUUGACGAAAUUAAAUUAAAUUGCAAUCCACAUAUUCGGUACGUACCUUCACAUAUGAAUCCCGCCGAUGUAGCAACACGACCCAAUAUUUCUGCUGAAAGUGCGCAACGUUGGUUGAUAGGUCCAGAUUUUUUAUACAGCGAUCCAAUGUACUGGCCGAGAAAUACACAAAAAGACAACGAGUUAAAUACACACAUUCAAGUUGUCGCGGGCCGGGAGGAUCCUUCGGAAACAGAGCCACAAGGAUAUACAAUUGAUAGCUCCGAACAACAAAUAGAAACUCACUCUCAAAUAAAUGAAAACAUUCCACAGACAGUUCAGCGUACUGCGGUCAUUGAAUCAAUGGAAGUCGAUAAAAACCAUUUAACAUCAGAUUAUAGUUUGACAAAUAUUUCAAAUAAUCACAUUGAUCAGAUCCGACAAGUUCAGAAGGAAUGUUUCUCGAAGGAACUUACGGGUAUGAAGACAGAUCUUGUGAGAGCUCUUGACGUGUACAAAGACGAGGACGGUAUACUCAGAUGUCGUGGGAGACUACAGAAUACAGAUUGGUCGCAUAGCCAGAAACACCCGAUAUUAUUACCUAAAGAUCACGCUUUCACAUCAAAGAUAAUCGAGGAUGCACACCGGAGAAAUUAUCACGUAGGAGUGUCUCAUACUCUUGCUAUUAUUAGAAAACAGUACUGGAUACCCAGAGGUAGAAUGCAAGUACAAAAACUUCUCAGACAGUGUCCAGCAUGUAAGAAAUACUCAGGAGGUCCUUAUAGAUUGCCACCCAUGGCCCCAUUACCACCCGAAAGAGUCACUUAUAGUGAACCAUUCUCUUACGUAGGUCUUGAUUAUUUUGGGCCCGUGUUGGUGGAUACGAAUGGUUGUUUGGAGAAACGUUGGAUUUCCUUAUACACCUGUUUAGCUGUGAGAGCUAUACAUAUGGAGCUCGUAAAAGAUUUGACUGCAGAGGAGUGUUUGUUAGGAUUAAGGAGGUUUGUUUCCUCUAGAGGCGUCCCCAAAUUAAUCAUCUCAGAUAACGCUCUGCAAUUCAAACUUGCAGCCGAUGUCCUCACUGGGGAUUACUGUGUAACGAAUCGAAUAAAGUGGAGAUUUAUUCCUGAACUCGCGCCCUGGUUCGGCGGAUUUUACGAAAGAUUGAUCGGUAUUGUCAAGAACUGCUAA